GCCCAAGGAGGCGGGCGGGGCGUUUCCCCUUCCUGCACCCCGCCCUGGCCUGCUGGAGAGGAAAAGGAAAAGGAAGGGUCAGCUAAGGCUCCAUUUUGCUCCUUCCUCGCCAUGAUCCGCUUCCUGCGGGGCUGGGUGCUCCCGGAGGCCGCCUGCCAAGCCCCCGACCCCCCGCCUUCGCGCUAUGAGAGCCUCUUCAAGAAGCUGGACCUCAAUGAGGACGGCCGGGUGGACAUCGCCGAGCUGCAGGAAGGGCUCAAGGCGCUGGGCAUCCCGUUGGGCGAGGACGCCGAGAAGAAAAUUUUCAGAGCUGGUGAUACUAACCAGGAUGGCCGGCUGGACUUUGAAGAAUUCACACAGUAUCUUAAAGACCAUGAGAAGAAAAUGAAGCUAGCCUUUAAAAGUCUGGACAAAAACAAUGAUGGAAAGAUUGAUGCAUCUGAGAUUGUUCAGUCCCUCAAGAUACUGGGUAUAGAUAUUUCAGAAAAACAAGCUACAAGGAUUCUGAAAAGCAUGGAUGCGGAUGGGACCAUGUCAGUGGACUGGAAUGAAUGGAGGGACCAUUUUUUAUUUAAUCCAGCUACAGACAUUCAGGGCAUCAUUCGUUACUGGAAGCAUUCCACAGUAUUGGACAUUGGAGAUAGUUUAACUAUUCCAGAUGAGUUCACCGAAGAAGAGAAAAAGACCGGGCAAUGGUGGAGGCAGCUUUUGUCCGGAGGCGUUGCUGGCGCCGUUUCUCGGACGGGCACUGCACCUCUUGACCGCCUUAAAGUCAUGAUGCAGGUUCAUGGUUCAAAGGGGAAAAUGAACAUUUCAGGCGGUUUGCAGCAGAUGGUGAAAGAAGGAGGACUCCGUUCGCUCUGGAGAGGAAAUGGUGUUAAUGUUGUUAAAAUUGCACCCGAAACGGCUAUCAAGUUCUGGGCAUACGAACGGUAUAAGAAGAUGUUUGUGGAUGAAGAUGGAAAGAUCGGGACCAUGCAAAGGUUUAUAUCUGGUUCCCUGGCUGGGGCAACUGCACAGACUUCAAUUUAUCCCAUGGAGGUGAUGAAGACCAGAUUGGCUGUGGGUAAAACGGGACAAUACUCUGGAAUGUUUGACUGUGCGAAGAAAAUUCUAAGAAGAGAAGGUGUGAUGGCUUUUUACAAAGGUUAUAUCCCCAAUAUUUUGGGCAUAAUUCCUUAUGCUGGCAUAGACCUGGCUGUUUAUGAGGCAUUGAAGAAGACAUGGCUAGAAAAAUAUGCAACAGACUCAGCCAAUCCUGGAGUGCUUGUAUUACUGGGAUGUGGUACUUUAUCCAGUACCUGUGGCCAGUUAGCCAGUUAUCCUCUUGCCCUUAUCCGAACUCGAAUGCAGGCUCAAGCCAUGGUGGAUGGUGGCCCCCAGCUCAAUAUGGUUGCUCUUUUCCAAAGAAUAAUUGCUCAGGAAGGACCCCUGGGACUUUAUAGAGGCAUUGCUCCUAACUUCAUGAAGGUGCUUCCUGCCGUCAGCAUCAGUUAUGUCGUCUAUGAGAAGAUGAAGGAGAACCUGGGGAUAGCAUGAAAGAAGGGAGCAAUGUGAGAGGUCUUUAUGGAAUGUGUACACCAAAAA
This is a messenger RNA of Anolis sagrei ordinatus, 1587 nucleotides long. RefSeq names its product solute carrier family 25 member 24 (gene SLC25A24). Lineage: Eukaryota; Metazoa; Chordata; Lepidosauria; Squamata; Anolidae. Gene Ontology annotation, biological process: transmembrane transport; ATP transport; ADP transport. The record is from RefSeq and is a predicted model, not a curated record. Gene Ontology annotation, cellular component: mitochondrial inner membrane. Gene Ontology annotation, molecular function: calcium ion binding; ATP transmembrane transporter activity.